Molecule: messenger RNA, 1299 nt
Organism: Exophiala spinifera
Lineage: Eukaryota; Fungi; Ascomycota; Eurotiomycetes; Chaetothyriales; Herpotrichiellaceae
Exons: 1
Coding region: 1-1299 (432 amino acids)
Biological process (GO): tRNA wobble adenosine to inosine editing
Molecular function (GO): RNA binding; tRNA-specific adenosine-37 deaminase activity
Source: RefSeq, a predicted model, not a curated record
AUGCGUCCAUCGCCUGAGAAUAUAGCCAGUCUUGUUCUGUCCAAGUUUGACACGCUUCCUCAAAAAUGCAAACCCAGAUCUCAACCAGAUGGCAGAAGAGAAUGGACACCAUUGUCAGCCAUUGUUCUCGCCAGAUCUGGCCGUGAUCCUGAGUUAACGUGCGUGUCCCUGGCCACCGGUACCAAAUGUUUGCCAUCAUCUGCUAUGGUCAAAUGCCAGGGGAUGGUUCUUCAUGAUUCUCACGCCGAAAUCCUUGCAUUGCGUGGCCUGAACUGUUGGUUGCUGUCUGAGGCGAAAGAAGUCUUGUCUGACCCAAGCUACCGUUCGCCUUUUCUGGAGUUCGACUUGUCGGGGCCUUCCAAUGCGGCUCGAGAUCAGCCCUCCUCCCCGAUGCCACCAUUGAAAUUACAGCAAGAUAUAUCCAUCCACUUCUUCACCACCGAGGCACCGUGUGGUGAUGCAUCUAUGGAGAUUUUGAUCAAGUCAAUGGGGCCGGGCGAAACAGAGCCUUGGCCGGUGGAGGAUACCGCUCUGAAGACCCUUCAGGGACGAGGCCACUUUUCUCUACUAGGCUAUGUGAGACGAAAACCUGCACGAGCAGAUGCAGAUCAAAGCCACUCUAAGUCUUGCACUGAUAAAUUGACCGUGAAGCAAUUCACCAGCGUCCUCUCGUUCCCUACAGACCUCUUCAUCCAACGGACUGAAAACGCCUACAUUCGGACUCUGAUAGUAUAUCGUGAUCAAUAUGACUCCACAGGCUAUGAGCGCGCAUUCGGACGAAGUGGAAGACUCUCCAACGUUUGCAGCCUAGAUCACCCAUUUCGUAUCGAUCCCCUGCCUGAAGACUUUCCUCGGUUCAUGUAUGAUCGGGCCAACACAGACUCCGACCAUGAAUGCAAAGCGAAGGUGACGAACAUUUCCGCGUUGUGGAUAAGGUGUGCUGGCACAGCAGCAGCAACAGCAGCCGACGUUGUCGAAGUUCUCAUGAACGGCGUCAAGUCGGGCUUCAAGCAGUGGGAUCAGAGGCCGACGAAAGCUAGCAUUGUAUCUCGAUACAAGCUAUGGCAACUCGCGCACAGCAUGCUCCCCUUCAUUCGAGAUGAAGAGGAACUCCAUCGCCCACACCAUCAAGCUUGGGCUGAUGGCCUAUCUCAAUCAUUAUCAGCUGAAACCUAUGCGGCAGCAAAGUCCACGAUUUUGCGAGCCGAUCGGAUCACACUCAAGAACGGCACCACUGAUGCAUUAGGCAAUUGGGAGAAUAACGAUGGCGACUACAGCUGGAACUGCACGGAUGUAUAG